Neoarius graeffei (lesser salmon catfish) is the source of this 1587-nucleotide messenger RNA. RefSeq names its product IQ motif containing G (gene drc9). Gene Ontology annotation, cellular component: cytoplasm; sperm flagellum. Gene Ontology annotation, molecular function: protein binding. The transcript is spliced from 9 exons. Bases 362 to 1411 code for a protein of 349 amino acids. Gene Ontology annotation, biological process: cilium organization; sperm axoneme assembly. The record is from RefSeq and is a predicted model, not a curated record. Lineage: Eukaryota; Metazoa; Chordata; Actinopteri; Siluriformes; Ariidae.
UGUAGUGCGGUGUAUUCGGGGCUGCGGGGGAAGAGGCGCAGUGAUGCUGUGUGCGGUGUAGUGUAUAGUGUAGUGGAGUAUGUAGUGGAGUGUAUGGUGGUGUAUAGUGUGGUGUAGUGUACAGUAUAGUGGAGUGUAUAGUGGUGUAGUGUAUAGUGUAGUGAGUGUAUAGUGGUGUAGUGUAUAGUGGAGUGAGUGUAUAGUAGUGUAUAGUAUAGUAGUGUAUAGUAUAGUAGUGUAUAGUAUAGUAGUGUAUAGUAUAGUGAGUGUAUAGUAGUGUAGUGUAUAGUGUACUGUAGUGUAUAGUGUACUGUAGUGUAUAGUGUAGUGUAGUGGGGGCUGCGGGUGAAGAGGCGCAGUGAUGCUGUGUGCGGUGGAUGUGCUGCGGCUCUGCGCGGUGCUCCGGGACUGCGCGGAUCAGCUCGCCGUGCUGGGGCUCAUCAAGGGCGGGGCUCACAGGGACACACCCACCGCCGCUCUCACAGUGGCUCUCGGGGGCCAGGCUGAGGGUGAUGGCAGGUCUGAGGCCGUACAGGAGCAACACAGGAUGCAGAGGGAACUGGAGCACAGUCUGAUGGACAGAACGAUCUCCUCAGAUUACACGAGCAAAGUACAGAGUGACCGAAGGUUUGCGGCUCGGCUGAUCAGCGACCUGCUGACGGAGCUGACGGAGGAAGGAACGUUCUCCAGCCUGAUACGCACUGUGGACGAAGAGAAGCGGAUCAAAGCCCAGCUGAACGAUAUAAUCAGCAGGGAUAAAGAGGAUCGUCUCAGGAUCAAAACCCUGCAGAAACAGUUACUCGACAUCGCCAAAGAAACGAAUCUCCAGAUUCAGGAGCGUGACAAAAUGGUGGCGCACCUCGAAGAUCAGGUGCAGGAGUGGAAAAUGAAGGAAAGCCUGCAGGAGAAGUACGAGAACGAAAGCGCUGAGCUGCUCGUCUGUGAGGGACAGAAACUGAACAACCACAACGAGAAGCAGCUGGAGACCGAGAUCGAGCAGUUGCUCAAGAAGAAGCUGAUAAACGAGGAAAAGUCUCACCAAGAGAUGGAGGUUCUUCUUAAAAAGAAUCAGAUGAGGCUGGAGGAGCAGUUGGAGUCCUGGAUGCAGCGCUACGAUAAAGACACGGAGGACAAACAGCUGGAGCUGAAGACUCUGAAGACCAACAAGUCCAACAAUCUGGUGCAGUUAGAGGAGCUGGCUCAGAAAUACAAAGACACCGAGCAGGUGAUUAUCGAGGACAGAACGGAGAAGGAGAAGCUGCGCAAACAGCUGGAGAAAGAACAGCUGCAGACGAACACAGCUAUAAAGAUUCAGUCGUGGUGGAGAGGAACCAUGGUUCGAAAAGGUCUUGGUCCCUUUAACAACGCGAAUAAACCCAAAGACAAAAAGCAGGGCAAAAAAGAGAAGUGAUGAAGGGGAAAAAAAAAAAAAAAAAAAGUCAUACAUGUAGCAGAAAUGAGAACUUUAUUAAUUCAUUUUAUAAUAAAUCCAAAUGUUCAGAAAAUACUUUUAAUAUUUUACUAAUUUUAUAACAUUACAGUAAAAGCUUUGGGACAAUUGUUGUAAGAAACGCUGUACUUAAAAUA